AAUACAUCAAUUAUCUCACAAAGGCAAAUUACUAAUCUUUUGGAAGACCUGAAGAAAGUGGAAGAUGCUGGAAAAAAUUCAUGUGAAGAAAUUCUUAGAAAACUUCACUCAACUGAAAAUGAAAAUGAAACUCUGAAUCUUGAGAAUACAAAAUUAAAGACUACACUUGCUGCUUUGAAGGACAAAGUUGUUUCUGUUGAAAAUGAACUCUUAGAAUUGCAAGAAGUAGAAAAACAACAGAAAGCCCUUAUUGAAGUAUAUAAAACUCAGAUACAAAAGUUGCAAGAAGCAGCGGAAAUGGUGAAAAGCAGAUGUGAAAAUUUGCUACAUGAAAAUAACCAAAUAACAAAAGACAAAAAUAAAAAGUUAGAGAAGGUGAGAGGCCAGAUGGAGUCUCAUCUGAAGGAGUUAGAGUGCGUCCGCGCUUUGGUGUCGGUGGAACGGAGGCUUCAGGAGCGUCAGGAGAGCCUGCAGCACCUCAUGGGGAGGCGUGUCGACCCGGCUCACGCAGCUAUGGAGCUUCAGGGCCAGGUUGAUGGAAAUCAUAAUCUUCUGAAAAAGCUUUCUUUGGAAGAGGAAAAUUAUCUUAUUCAGUUGAAGUGUGAAAACCUUAAACAAAAAUUAGAACAGAUGGAUGCAGAAAAUAAAGAGCUUCAAAAGAAACUGGCAAACCAAGAAGAACGUCUCCAGCACAGCAAUCUUAAGUUUAAAGAGAAAUCUGAAGAAUAUACAGCAUUGGCCAGACAGCUGGAAGCUGCUUUAGAAGAAGGAAGACAAAAGGUUUCUGAAGAAAUAGAGAAAAUGUCAUCUAGAGAGAGGGCUUUACAGAUUAAAAUAUUAGAUCUGGAAACUGAGCUUAGAAAGAAAAAUGAAGAACAGAAUCAACUUGUUUGCAAAAUGAACAGUAAAGCACAACACCAGGAAGUAUGUUUGAAAGAAAUACAACAUAGUCUUGAAAAAUCGGAGAGUCAAAAUGAGACUAUUAAGAAUUAUUUACAGUUUCUUAAAACUUCGUAUGUAACAAUGUUUGGAUAAAUUGUUGGAUUUAUUUUCUAUAAGCAAUAGGAUUUUACUCUAAGUCUAAAGCAUGAUUAGGUAAUGAAUAAAAACACAAGCAAACUUUAAUUUAUGGGUGGUAGUAGAGUUUUUUGUAGAUUUUUAAAAUACAAUUUAUUAUCCAAUUGCAACUUUAAAAUGAGAUAUAGAUGUCAGUAUUCCUUUUUGCUAGAUAAUUUUCACUUAGCUCUGGUUUAAUACCUAUUUAAAUUAUAUUGGGUUUUAGAAUGUUUUUCGCAUACACAGAAGAAACCAGAAUCUUGUCUAUAGUCACCAUUUAAGUGAAUUUGGAAUAAAGCGAGGCUGAUUAUGAGCCAAAUACAUGAUUUUGAAUAACACAUAAUUGUUUUACAUUAUUAUAUAUAUAUACACA
Hyaena hyaena (striped hyena) is the source of this 1429-nucleotide messenger RNA. Its product is annotated as protein BCAP-like. The record is from RefSeq and is a predicted model, not a curated record. Gene Ontology annotation, biological process: negative regulation of cilium assembly. NCBI's taxonomy places the organism in Eukaryota, Metazoa, Chordata, Mammalia, Carnivora, Hyaenidae. The transcript has 8 exons. The annotation marks the transcript as partial. Gene Ontology annotation, cellular component: ciliary basal body; centrosome.